This is a messenger RNA of Loxodonta africana (African savanna elephant), 1204 nucleotides long. RefSeq names its product olfactory receptor 52D1-like. The coding region runs from base 254 to 1204 and encodes 316 amino acids. Gene Ontology annotation, cellular component: plasma membrane. The transcript has a single exon. Gene Ontology annotation, molecular function: G protein-coupled receptor activity; olfactory receptor activity. NCBI's taxonomy places the organism in Eukaryota, Metazoa, Chordata, Mammalia, Proboscidea, Elephantidae. Gene Ontology annotation, biological process: G protein-coupled receptor signaling pathway. The record is from RefSeq and is a predicted model, not a curated record.
UAAUACUAUGAAAUAAUACAUACAUUAUCAUUUUGUACUUCUGUACACAAUAAUUUGAUAUGCUACUAAUUUUAAUAACUUGAUUUUAAUGAAUUUAAAUACCCAUAUUAUGAAUUUGAAUUUUUUUUUAAGAGACAGAACAUUAAGGAUCCUCCUGAACAAGAUUUCUGUUUUUCAGAACCUGAAUUCGAUCAUCUUGUCAUAGUAACUUUACCUUUAGAAGUACAAAUAUAAAACAAGAAGAAAAAACAUAAUGCUACCUCUAAACACUUCUCUUCCCUCUCCUAUGAGUUUUUUCCUGUUGGGCAUCCCAGGACUAGAGCACAUCCAUGUCUGGAUUGGAAUUCCCUUCUGCUCCAUGUAUGCAGUGGCUGUGGUGGGGAAUGUGACCAUCUUGGCUGUGGUGAGGGCAGAGCGAAGCCUGCAUGAGCCAAUGUUCCUCUUUCUGUGCAUGCUGUCCGUCACUGACCUGGUCCUCUCCACCUCUACACUGCCCCGCAUGCUCUGUCUCUUCUGGCUCAGAGCUCAUGACAUCGCCUUUGAUGCUUGUCUGACCCAAAUGUUCUUCAUCCAUAGUUUUACUGCCAUGGAAUCGGGCUUCUUCUUGGCCAUGGCCAUUGACCGUUAUGUGGCCAUCUGUGACCCACUGCGUCAUGCCACCAUUCUCACUCAUACUCGCAUUGCCAAAAUGGGAGCUGCUGUGGUCCUCCGCGGGGUGGCCUUCUUUUCUCCACACCCCAUCCUGCUCAGACAGUUGCCCUAUUGCAGAACUCGAAUCAUUGCCCACACUUACUGUGAGUUCAUGGCUGUAGUGAAGCUGGCAUGUGUGGACACAGGACCUACCAAGCGUUACAGCCUCAGUGUAGCCUCCAUCAUUGGUUCCUCUGAUGGCUUUUUCAUUGCUGUCUCUUAUGCCCUAAUCCUCCAUGCAGUCUUUCGUCUUCCAUCACGGGAAGCCAGCCUUAAAGCCCUGCGCACAUGUGGCUCUCAUGUCUGUGUCAUCCUCGUUUUCUACUCCACAGCUGUUUUUACCUUCCUCACCCACCGCUUUGGCCACAAUGUGGCUCCCCAAAUUCAUAUCUUCAUUGCCAAUAUGUACCUUUUGGUACCCCCUUUUCUAAAUCCCAUUGUUUAUGGGAUUAGGACUAAGAAAAUUCGAGAUCAUGUACUUAGUUCUCUAAGGGUAAAGGUUGCCUGGUUAUAG